CGGCGGGUGCCGCCGUCGGCCAAUGGCCGGUCGGGGAGUCUCUCCUGUCCUCCCCAGUCAUAGCUGACGACGGAGAAAGAAAGCUGCAUUUGGGGAAGGCUGCUCCUCUCAUUACUGGUUGGGGGUUUAUUUUGGAUGGGUCCUCGCACGCCGCGGGCGCCGAAUUAGGACGAUGGAUUUCAGCUACCUUCUGGAACUGGCGAAGGAUAACGACAAGAAGAAUAAGCAUGAGGCCGCAGUCCCAAAGUUUUCCACAAAAUUAUCAGGUCCAAAGAAAUUGCAGAAAACAGCUCCUAAUGUUAAUGCCAUUAAAGCCUUGCUGGACAAAAAAGAUGAAGAUAAGGCCAAAGCUCAGGAGGAGUUUCGGAAAAAGAGAGCAAACCUCCUUGCUCUUCGCGCUCAAGACAGGAAAGCCAAUGCACGUGUCAGUGCCAUGAUCAACAGAACAAAAGGAGCAAAUAAAUCUGUGUUAGAAGAUGCUAAGGACCUCACAACAGCAAGAGGAGAAGAACAGUGUGAUGAAGAUGAUUAUGGCUAUGAGUCUGCAAUGAGUCAGCAGAUUUUUAGCAAACUAGCUGAUCAGUAUGCAAAAAUGCCUGAAGAUGAUAAGCUCAAGUUUGUUAAGUCAGGCAAGAAAACUAGCAUUGACGACAUCAAAAACCGUGUAAUAAACAGUUUGAAGAAAGAAGAGGAGGAAGAGAUGGAACCACGGAAACGAAAACGCAAAAGCAAAUUUGCAGACGACGAUUUCAUAAACGAUGGAGAUGCUUUCGAUGACUUUGAUGAACCUCCUUGGGAUAAAAAGACCAGCAGCGUUCUGUCAAGUCAGAAAACUGUAAAUAUUAAUCUUACUAAUUAUAAGAGUGAUAAGUACACUAAUUUUAAAUAUGACAGUGAGAAGGAAAAGAAGAAAGAUGAGAAGGAUAGAGAUAGAGAUAGAGACAGAGACAGAGAGAAAGAGAAAAAGAAGAAAAAGCCAAAGCCAGCAGCACCUCCACCAAUGAGUUUUGUGGAGCUAAUGCAAAUGGCUAAGCAAAAGCAAAGUGCCCCUGUUCAAAAGUUAACGGUAGACAAUAUUAUAAAAGAAAAGGAAAAAGAGAAGAAAAAGGAAAUUGACCGGCCUUUGACAGCAAAGGAAAAAGAAGAACUGGAAGACGAAAGAAGGCGCAAGCUAAGAAGACUGGGUAAAUUACCCUCAGAAGGGAAGAAGGAAGAUAAUCAGGAUAAAACUAGGAAAAAUGGAGAGACAGACAAAGGGAAAAAGAGUGAGGAUAAAGUGAAAGCGAAGAGUGAGAGCACGAGCAAACUCCAACAGGCCCUUGAAAAACCAAAGCCGGAGCCCAAGGCUGUCGACAGGUCCAAAUACUUUGCUGUGCCAGGUCCAUCCAUGCCACCACCGAAAAAUCCUUCAGUUCCUGUUAAGAACAAACCACCACCUCCCAGUGAACAGGUUUCAGAUAGAAAGUUCCAGAAACCCAGAGAUUUCCCACCUAAAGAUCUGAAGCCAGUGAAAUCCAGAGAUUUCCCACAGAAACCCAAAGCUCGAGAUUUCCCUCCGGAUCGCCGAAGACCUCAACACGCUCCGCCCCCGCCCAAGAGGGGACGCAUUGAAAGUGACUCCGAGGAGGAAUACGAUUCGGAAAUGGACGAUUUCAUUGAUGACGGUGAAGAAGAGUUGGAUUAUUCCAGUGAAAUCAAGAAGAUGUUUGGUUACGACAAAAGUAGAUAUGUUGAUGAGGAUGACUGUGACGACAUGGAAGCGUCUUAUAGCCAGAUGCAGAAGGAAGAACGAAUAUCUGCCAAAAUUGGAUUACAGGAGGAUCUUGAAGAUAUGAAAAGGGAGGAGGAAGAGAAAAAGAUGAAGAUGAAGAAAAUGAAAAUGAUGAAAAGCAAAGGGAGAAGAUGAAAGGAUUUGUAGAUUUUUUUUUUUUAAAGAUAAUGAAAGGCUUUGUAGAGUUUUUGUAAAUAAUAUAAUAGAUGAUAGUGCCCUCUUCCUGGUCUUUA
This is a messenger RNA of Macrobrachium nipponense, 2004 nucleotides long. RefSeq names its product protein SPT2 homolog. Gene Ontology annotation, molecular function: DNA binding; histone binding. The record is from RefSeq and is a predicted model, not a curated record. Gene Ontology annotation, biological process: nucleosome assembly; transcription by RNA polymerase I. Gene Ontology annotation, cellular component: nucleolus. Bases 173 to 1906 code for a protein of 577 amino acids. The transcript is spliced from 7 exons. NCBI's taxonomy places the organism in Eukaryota, Metazoa, Arthropoda, Malacostraca, Decapoda, Palaemonidae.